Molecule: messenger RNA, 2395 nt
Organism: Scophthalmus maximus (turbot)
Lineage: Eukaryota; Metazoa; Chordata; Actinopteri; Pleuronectiformes; Scophthalmidae
Product: glycoprotein endo-alpha-1,2-mannosidase-like protein
Exons: 4
Coding region: 510-1844 (444 amino acids)
Cellular component (GO): Golgi apparatus
Molecular function (GO): alpha-mannosidase activity
Source: RefSeq, a predicted model, not a curated record
CAACCAACCGACCGACCGACUGACCAACCAACCAACCAACCAACCAACCGACCGACUGACUGACCAACCAACCAACUGACCGACCGACCAAACGACCGACCGACCAACCGACCGACCAACCAACCAUGGAGGCUGGAACAUUCUUCCCUCCGCCGGUCAUCUGCCCAGUGCGAGGUGCGGAUGGACCAGUCCCUGGGCGGGACGAGCCAACCAACUGCAGGCGGAGGGCAGUUCAGUGAGGGGCGGUGUAGCAGAUCUGUAGUGCAUCGCGUCUUCGGGAACGGUCGUGCAUUAACAAAAAAACCAAAUUCCCAGCAGGAGCAGAGCAGAGGACCCGCUGACAGACAAGACCGCGCGGGCGACGAUGAAGCUGCAGAACAAAGUUCAGACAUCCCGCAGUCCGCUGCGACGGCACCGCCGUCAUGUAGCCACGGAGACUAUGGCUCGUGCGUUGUGAGGGCAACUCUUGGAGUGACGGGACGCUGAGGGGUUCGAUCUGCCUCGUCGACAUGGCGCGGCUGCGGAGGAAAGCGUGCACGGCCCUGUUCCUUUUCGCGGUGUUCGUCUUCGGGACCAUGAUGGGACUGAGGACCCUGAAGCCCGGCGACGGGCUCUCGGACGUCGCUCCGGGCGCGGCGCUCCCGCCGGCGAUGGGGGCCAAGGUGGACCGGCGCUCCGUGUCCCGCGACGCCACCGCGUCCCCGGGUCAGGCCCGUCCGGCGGGCGGCGCCACCAAGGCGGUCCUGUCCAACUCCGGUCCCGAGGGGACCAUCUUCUACGACGUUCACAUUUUCUAUUACUCCUGGUAUGGCAGCCCGCACAUGGACGGCAAGUACAUCCACUGGGACCACAUCCUGGUGCCGCACUGGGACCCCAAGAUUGCAUCCAGCUACCCGAGAGGGAGACACACGCCGCCCGAGGACGUCGGCUCCAGCUUCUACCCCGACCUCAACCCGUACAGCUCUAGGGACCCGGACGUGCUGGAGUCCCACAUGGAGCAGAUCGGAGCCUCCGCAGCAGGGGUUCUGGUCCUGUCCUGGUAUCCCCCCGGCCUGGCCGAUGACAAUGGGGAGCCCGCUGAGGAUUUGGUACCAGCUGUACUGGAUGCUGCAUACAGACACAACCUUAAGGUUGCGUUUCACAUCCAACAGUAUGUGGGACGGAACGACCAGAGUGUGCACGACAACAUCAAGUACAUCAUCGACAGGUACGGUGACCACGGAGCCUUCUACAAGUUCACCUCCAGCACCGGGAGCACUCUCCCUCUGUUCUACAUCUACGACUCCUACCUAACUCCUCCAGAGUCCUGGUCAGAGUUUUUGACUCCCGCCGGCGCCCACAGCGUGCGCGGCUCCGCCUAUGACUCCAUCUUCAUCGCGCUGAUCGUGGAGGAGCGCCACAAGCACGACAUACUCGCCGGUGGCUUCGAUGGCAUGUACACGUACUUUGCCUCCAACGGCUUCUCCUUCGGCUCCUCCCAUCAGAACUGGAAGGCCAUCAAGGCUUUCUGCGACGGCAAUAACCUCCUGUUCAUCCCCAGUGUGGGGCCCGGCUACAUCGACACCAGCAUCCGGCCGUGGAACAACCACAACACGCGCAACCGGGUGAACGGCCGCUAUUACGAGACAGCCCUGCAGGCAGCGCUCAACGCGCGGCCGGAGAUCGUCACCAUCACGUCUUUCAACGAGUGGCACGAGGGGACGCAGAUAGAGAGGGCUGUCCCUAAAAAGACAGUGACCCGUGUGUACUUGGACUACCAGCCGCAUGGGCCCGACCACUACCUGGAGCUGACCCGCCACUGGGUGGAGCAGUUCAACAAAGAGAAGGAGCAGUGGCUCAUGUGAGCUUAAAUCGGACGAACGCUGGGGUGGACACGGGAUAUGGAAGGGAACAAAAGGAGACGGACGUGAAUGUCGAGGUUGAUCGGUGUACACAAGGACAUGCGUUGACAUUUUAAUUAAACCGGAUGAGAAAGUUCUUAUCUGAAAAUUUCAGCACACAUGCUAAUCUACAAGAACAAAUGCAGCACUAAUAGAAACCCUCUAGCAGAAGAAAAGUAUAUUAACUGGUCUGAAUACCCUCUGAGUAUUUCUAUAGUUGUAUUUGUAGCAUGCAGACUAGCACUGGUUCCCUCCACUGUGCCAACCAACACAGACGUUUGAUAGAGGCGAGUAAAGCAGGUCAGACAGGCCGUUAAAGGGCAGUUACACUAGAAUAGGUCUUAAGGUUUAUUAUUAUAUUCACUGACAUCAAUCUGGAUUUUGGUGUAAUUCGAUUAAUGAAAAGACGCCACGUUCUUUUGGGUGUGCAGGACUUUUUCCCCCCACCAGUCAAAAACAAAAAAAAUUAAUAGUUGAAAGUGUUGAAAGCCGAAUAAAGACGUCUGCCAUCUUGA